AAUGAGCUCGUUAGUUGUGGUAGCCAUUGAUUUUGGGACAACAUACUCAGGAUGGGCGUUUUCAUUCAAGUCUGAUUAUGAACGAGAUCCGCUGAAAAUAACAACAAUGGUCAUUACCAACACAACUAUACUAUCUAAAGUUCCAACGUGUAUUCUUAUAAAUUCUGAUGGAACAACGCCACAUUUGUUCGGUUAUGAAGCUGAGGACAGAUAUGCUGAAAUAUGCGAAAACGGGGAACAACAACAAUGGUUCUUCUUCAAAAGAUUUAAAAUGAUGCUUUUUAGAGAAAAGGGCAUGACAAGACGUGAUACACUAGAAGAUGAGACUGGUAAGAAACUUCCGGCAAUGACAGUUUUCUCGCUAGCAAUUGAUUUCUUAAUGAAGGAUGUUGUUGAUACUCUAAGCAACCAUGUUGAUAACAUAUUUAUUGUGUCUGAUAUACACUGGGUGCUUACUGUUCCGGCGAUAUGGAACGAUGCAGCUAAACAGUUCAUGAGAGAGGCAGCACAACAGGCUAAGAUUCCAGGAAAGAACCUCAGUUUAUGUCUUGAACCUGAAGCCGCAUCUAUUUAUUGUCGUCAUCUUCCAGUGUCAAAGUGUACCAAACAAGAAGUUACAUCUAUUUCUCAGUUUUCACCAGGAACAAAAUAUCUUGUCCUUGACGCAGGAGGAGGAACGGUUGACAUAACUGUACAUGAAGUAACUGACAAUGGAAAUUUGAAAGAACUCCAUAAAGCAAGCGGUGGUGAUUGGGGAAGUACCAAAGUAGAUGAAGCAUUUGAAGAGUUUCUAUCAAGUAUUGUGGGACCGGUUGUCAUCUCAAAGUUCAAAAGUCAAUAUUUGGAGGAUUACAUCGACUUUUUUCGUGAAUUUGAAAGCAAAAAACGCAAACCUAUCCAAUCUAAUAGAUCCGUGACUCUCCGUUUCCCUGCUAGCCUUUCUGACUUAUGUCCUGAAUUCAAAGGAACGGAUUUAAAGGAAUUAAUACGACAGUCUAGAUUUGAAAACAAAGUCCAGGUUUUACGUGAUAAAUUGAAGAUCGAUGGUGGUGUUUUCAACGAGAUUUUUGAACCAACCGUUCGCAAAAUAAUAAGUCAUGUUGAAAAUAUAUUGACGGAAUCUUCAGUUGAUGGUUGUGCUGCCAUUCUAAUGGUUGGGGGAUUUUCUGAAUCAUCGGUGUUGCAAAAGAAUGUAAAGUCCACAUUCAAAGAUCAAAACGUUAUCGUUCCAGACGACGCAGGACUAGCAGUCUUAAAAGGAGCUGUCAUCUUUGGUCAUAAGCCGACAACAAUAACUGAGAGGAUAUGCAAGUAUACAUAUGGGUAUGGAACAACUCAUACCUACAGUGAUAGUUGCAAUCAUCCUAAAGGAAGAGUUGAAAAGGAUGAUAAUGGUGAAUUACGAUGUUAUAAUAUCUUUCAAAUUUGUGUAAAAGCAGGGCAGUCUGUCAAGGUGGAUGAGGAACAACCAGAAAAAAUAUGCAAUCCUCUUACCGAUGAUCAAACUGCUAUUGGUUUUAGUAUAUAUGCAUCCUUAUCAACAAAUCCGCAGCUUACUACAGAAGAAGGAUGCGAUCUCAUUGGAAAAUUGAGGGUGCCUAUUUCGGACACAAGCACUGGUACAAACCAUUUCUUUGGAAUAAGUUUUAUUUUUGGAGGAACCGAGAUUGUUGUUAAAGUCGUUGACAAGGAGUCAGGUGAAAUUAUGCUAAAAUCUGUCGACUUUCUUGGAUAGAAUGUAAACAAACUGAAUCAGAACACUUAAACAUACAUUACAACUUUUUAUUGUUUAAUUUGUUCGUAUGAAAAUAUGUUAUUUUCUUUAAUCAUAUAUACUAAAUACAUGUACAUAAUUAUAGUUUUGUUUUAUCACUUAAAGCACACUGUGGUAACUACACAAGCCUUACAUAAUAUUGGUAAAGAUUGCUAUUUACAUAUCAUAUACCUUAAUUUAGUUCAUUUUCUGUCGUGGACGAUAAUCAUUUGGAUGGCAUUUCAAUGCACUUGAUAUAGUAACAUCUACAUGUAUUUGUCUUACUAACUGUAAUAUAAUUACUCUUAUAAUCAUACUUGUAAAGUAGCAAAUGCACUGAAUGGUUAAAAAAACAUGAAUGUACUAAACGACUAUACUAACUUCAAAAAUUAUUUUAACUCUCAAUUUGCUAAUUAUGUAGUGAAAUGCAAUAGAUAAGAAUUUGUGUCUGAAUGAUUUUGUCUAUUAGUAUGCUUCAAUUGCAUUCAACAUUUCCAUUUGAGCUACAGCAUAUGCUUUCAUUAAAGAAUUAUAUUAUACCUGUAUUAAUCAGGAGUGUAAACUAACAUAAAAUAUCUACUCAUUUAUUAUAAAAUCAUGUAUAGUGAA
Ruditapes philippinarum (Manila clam) is the source of this 2362-nucleotide messenger RNA. Its product is annotated as heat shock 70 kDa protein 12A-like. Gene Ontology annotation, molecular function: ATP binding; ATP-dependent protein folding chaperone. Lineage: Eukaryota; Metazoa; Mollusca; Bivalvia; Venerida; Veneridae. The record is from RefSeq and is a predicted model, not a curated record. The transcript has 6 exons. Bases 2 to 1735 code for a protein of 577 amino acids.